UAACUCGAGGUCCAGACUGUCAUGGCGGCAGGACGGCGACCUUGCAAUUUCUCCCUGGCCCACCCCAGUGUCAGCAACUUCAGAAUGUGGCAACUCUCAAGCCUCUUCCUGUUGGUGACCAUCUGGGGAACUUCCGCCACACCAGCUCCUCCUGACUCAGUGUUCUCCAGCAGAGAGCUCGCCCACCGGGUGCUGCGGAUCCGCAAGCGAGCCAACACCUUCCUGGAGGAGCUCCGGGCCGGCAGCCUGGAGCGGGAGUGCGUGGAGGAGAUCUGUGACUUGGAGGAGGCCCAGGAGAUUUUCCAAAAUGUGGAUGACACACUGGCCUUCUGGGCCAAGUACAUCGACGAGGACCAGUGCGUGGCCCCACCCCCCGAUCACCCGUGCGACAGCCCGUGUUGCGGGCACGGCAAUUGCAUCGACGGCAUCAGCGCCUUCCGCUGUGACUGCGACCCGGGCUGGGAGGGCCGCUUCUGCCUAUACGAGGUGAGCUUCUCCAACUGCUCGCUGGACAACGGCGGCUGCGCGCACUACUGCCUGGAGGAGGAGGGCGGGCGCCGCUGCAGCUGCGCGCCGGGCUACAAGCUGGGGGACGACCACCUGCAGUGCGAGCCCACGGUGAAGUUCCCCUGUGGGAGGCCAGGGAGGCGAAUGGAGAAGAAGCGCAAGACUGUGAAACGUGACACAAGCCAAGCUGACCAAAUAGAUCCAAGGCUCGUCAAUGGGAAGCUAUCCGGAUGGGGGGAGAGCCCCUGGCAGGUGAUCCUGCUGGACUCAAAGAAGAAGCUGGCCUGCGGGGCGGUGCUCAUCCACACGUCCUGGGUGCUGACAGCGGCCCACUGCAUGGAGGACUCUAAGAAGCUCAUGGUCAGGCUCGGUGAGUAUGACCUGCGGCGCAGGGAGAAGUGGGAGAUGGACCUGGACAUCAAGGAGGUCCUCAUGCAUCCCAACUACAGCAAAAGCACCUCAGACAAUGACAUCGCACUGCUCCGCCUGGCCCAGCCCGCCAUCCUCUCACAGACCAUCGUGCCCAUCUGCCUCCCUGACAGUGGCCUUGCGGAACGUGAGCUCACCCAGGCUGGCCAGGAGACGGUGGUGACUGGCUGGGGCCAUCGCAGCGAGACCAAGAGAAACCGCACCUUUGUUCUCAACUUCAUCAAGGUCCCCGUGGUCCCUCAAAACGAGUGCAUCAAGGCCAUGCACAACAUGAUCUCUGAGAACAUGCUGUGUGCGGGCAUCCUUGGGGACUCACAGGAUGCCUGUGAGGGCGACAGUGGGGGGCCUAUGGUUGCAUCCUUCCGCGGCACCUCGUUCCUGGUGGGCCUGGUGAGCUGGGGCGAGGGCUGUGGGCGCCUCCACAAUUAUGGCGUUUACACUAAAGUCAGCCGCUACCUUGACUGGAUCCACAGCCACAUUAGAGCUGAGGAGGCCUCGCUCGAGGGCCAGGUGCCUUAGCUUCCCUCAGGCUUGUGUCUGGAGCCCAGAGGCCACUCCUGGAACGGGGUGGGGGAGUGGGGCUGGAUGGCUGAAUGCAACAGUUGAGACAUUAAAGGGGACAUGUAACAAGCACA
This is a messenger RNA of Panthera uncia (snow leopard), 1571 nucleotides long. RefSeq names its product protein C, inactivator of coagulation factors Va and VIIIa (gene PROC). NCBI's taxonomy places the organism in Eukaryota, Metazoa, Chordata, Mammalia, Carnivora, Felidae. Gene Ontology annotation, cellular component: extracellular region. Gene Ontology annotation, molecular function: serine-type endopeptidase activity; calcium ion binding. The transcript has 9 exons. Gene Ontology annotation, biological process: blood coagulation; proteolysis. The record is from RefSeq and is a predicted model, not a curated record. The coding region runs from base 22 to 1455 and encodes 477 amino acids.